GAAGAUCAUAAUAUCCCCAAAAUUCUCAGCAAAAUCCCUACCUGAUCUUUGAUCGUUUCUUCAAGAAUCCAUGGCGUCCAACUACCGUUUCACCAUGAGACAAGAUCUCAACGAUCAUCACUUGCAAUUGCACUUCUCCUCUGCUGCUUUCCGUCUCUUCCACUUGGACUUAUCCUUCCUGUUCGUCGCUCCCAUGGAUUGGAACAUAGCCGUACACUCCUUACAUAAAUCACUCCCCUGUUCCUGUACCCUCAUUUUUUCCGAUUACUUCGGUCCAAAGAUCGUUCAUGACCUCUUUUCCGACAUGGGUUCAUCGGAAGAAUUCAUCCAGACUGUCACACCGGAUGUUUUGUGUUUUGCAAGGGAACUAUACCUUGACCCCAUGAAUGUGGAACGUAAGGUGCUCAAAAUUGUCAUUCAAGUGCUCGUUGAAAUGCCUCCUGAUGACUCAAUUGAAGAGGUUGAUAUGGUGAAGUUUAGACCUGCUAGUGAGUCCUCCAUUGAAUCUUUAGAAAGGUUGAAAUUGUGUCAGAUUGUUGGUAAUAGGAUGGAUCAUGCUUUACCCAUCAAGAAAAGGAGAAGGGGUAAUGACGUUCCUGGUUUCACCAAGGAAUGUAUAAUUUGUCUGGAGGAUUUUUGGAGUGAUGAAGAAGUUGUGCGGAUGCCGUGUAAGCAUUUCUUCCAUGGUGACUGCAUUGUUAGGUGGCUUAGGAAGAGUCAUCUGUGUCCUCUGUGCCGGUACCCAUUGCCAGGCUGAGGAUUCUCAUUUGCCUGUAGAGAGCUGGCAUUGAAUGUAAAAUUUUGCAGUACAGGAUUCAAUUGUACACCCAUGACAUAAAUGAAGUAACAUGUUUUCU
This is a messenger RNA of Rubroshorea leprosula, 857 nucleotides long. The record is from the annotation of a GenBank genome assembly. Lineage: Eukaryota; Viridiplantae; Streptophyta; Magnoliopsida; Malvales; Dipterocarpaceae.